This is a messenger RNA of Schistosoma bovis, 1809 nucleotides long. The record is from the annotation of a GenBank genome assembly. Lineage: Eukaryota; Metazoa; Platyhelminthes; Trematoda; Strigeidida; Schistosomatidae.
UAUUUUUGGCGUUGUUUAGUUACUUUUUUACAGUCGUGAUUGAACGCAGACAUUGGGGAUUGAAUUCAAAGAGCCAAGUUUAGAUUGUCUGUCUAAUGUCUCAAGAAGCUACGAUCAUAGCAGUUGAUAAUAGUGAUUACAUGCGAAAUGGGGACUUCUUCCCAACACGUCUGCAGGCGCAAAAUGAUGCUGUUGGUUUGAUCUGCCAGAGCAAACGCCAACGCAAUCCAGAGAAUACCAUUGGUUUGUUGUCCCUUGCAAAUACCGAGGUACUCUGUACGCUAACAAAUGAUGUGAGUAAGAUAUACAAUCGUCUACACCUUGUGGAGCCAAAAGGCAGCAUUAUCUUCUGCUCAUCAAUAAGGAUAGCCCACCUCGCACUUCGUCAUCGUCAAUUGAGACACCAGAAAAUGAGAAUCGUAUGUUUCAUCGGUAGUCCUAUAUUAGAGGAUGAAAAAGAAUUAACUAGGCUUGCCAAGCGUCUCAAAAAAGAGAAAGUUAAUGUCGAUAUUAUUAAUUUUGGUGAGAAUGAAACAAAUGAGCAAAAGUUAUCAGAAUUCAUCGACACACUGAAUGGAAAGGAUGGGACAGGUUCUCACCUCAUAUCUGUUGCCCCGGGGACAGUCUUACAUGAUACUUUGAUGACCAGCCCCGUUGUUGCUGGUGAGGAUGGUUCUGGGAUGGCUGGUGCUGGGUUAGGCUUGGAGUUUGGAUUAGAUGGGGCAGAGGAUCCUGAUCUACUCUAUGCCCUCAGAGUAUCAAUGGAAGACCAGCGCAUGCGUCAAGAACAUGAGGUUAAUGGAGAUGGUAGUAAUACUUCAGUCGUAGCAACAUCGUUACCAGCUGGGUCAGGAACAUCCGAAGAAGCUAUGCUUCAGCAGGCUUUGGCUAUGUCAAUGCGAAUGAAUAAUACCGAAUCUUCAUCCUUGCCUAUGGAUAUCGACCUGGCAGCUAUGUCAGAAGAAGAUCAGAUAGCAUACGCACUGCGCAUGUCUUUACAACAGAUGGGGGAGGAAACGACUCAACCUACUACCACUACAUUGGAGUCCAACCAGACUAUUGUUGAACCCUCUGGUGUGGCUAUGGACAUAGAUCAGACUCCAACUAAAGUCACUGAAAAUCCGAAAUUAUCUCCUAAUCCCGGUACAUUGGCAGCUGCAACAUCAGCUUUCAACUCGUCAACUGUCCCUACAUCUGCUGACUUGGACGUUAUGUACGAUGCUGAGUUUUUGGAAUCGGUUUUACAAAGUUUGCCUGGUGUGGAUACUCAGAAUGAAGAUGUUCGCAAGGCUAUAGAUGCUCUAACUAAGUCCCAGUCACAGAGAAGUUCAAAAAAAGAUGAAAAAGAAGAUGAGGAUAAGCAGAAUAGUUAAGGAGCGGUGUAUUGAUUUUCAAAUUCGCGAUGAUUAAUUGUUUGGGUUCUUAUUUUUGACAGUGGUGAAUAUACACAUUCUUAGCUAAAGUUAUUGCGCUUCAUCCUUCUGUUUCAUUAUUUAGAGAGUAAAUUUUGUUCCGAAAAAUGAUUUACAUUGUUCUUUUGUGUGAUUUACUUGUUUACAGACCUAAGCGUUUAUAGUGAUGCUUCGUUUUCGUCAGUCUGUAAUAUUUAUCAGUUAUCUGUUUGUAUAACAUUCAAUACAUAUAUGACACAAUAACUAGGAGGGGUAUUUUUACAUUAACUUCUUGUUCGCUGUCACAUUUCUUGCCAAAUUACAAUUACCCCUCAAAUGCUGAACCUACAACACCAUAAAUAAAAAUAAUAUAUUUGUAAUAUCCCAAUGAGUAGAAAAUUGGAUUUUUCUGACGUUU